Messenger RNA from Trichoderma breve, 2775 nucleotides. Its product is annotated as PHD-finger domain-containing protein. The record is from RefSeq and is a predicted model, not a curated record. The transcript has a single exon. The coding region runs from base 1 to 2775 and encodes 924 amino acids. NCBI's taxonomy places the organism in Eukaryota, Fungi, Ascomycota, Sordariomycetes, Hypocreales, Hypocreaceae. Gene Ontology annotation, molecular function: protein binding.
AUGACAGACAAGCCAGCUCCGCUGUCGACGCAAGCAGCAGUUUCCACCCAGGCCAACCACAUCGCGCUCGUAGGCCCGACCGGCCCCGACGAUGUCGCCCACAAGAUUGAGGCGCCAGAGGAAGAGCCCUACACAAUCAAGUGUAUCUGCAAUUUCUCUGACGACGACGGAAACACAAUAUACUGCGAGACGUGCGACACAUGGCAGCACAUUGAUUGCUUCUAUCCCGAGAAUCGGGAGGAGGCCAUCCGAGAGGACUUUGCUCACUCGUGUGCCGACUGCAAGCCCCGACCGCUGAAUCGACAAAAGGCGAUCGAGCGCACUCUACGGCUCAGGAAUACCAUCCUAGAGCCAGAGAGCAUCGACAAAAAAUCCACCAAGCGACCCCCUUCCAAGAGCCACAAGAAGAAAACCAAGCCUAGCGAAGUUCUUCUCAACGGUAUCCACGCGGCUUCAGAGGGCGGCAAGCACGGCCACAACGGUGACCAUCACCCUCCUCCAGCCAAGAAAUCAAAAACCUCCCACCGACCCUCCCUGUCCGUGAGCUCCCAGCCUUCCAAGCGAAGCCCUUCGUAUGGGAACAACCGGGCGAAUCCUACGCACCCUCCGAGUCCCGCCACGACUCCUCCCGACCUCCCCGACGAUUUUCAAAUCCACCACUACUCUGAGAGCUUCUGCUCCCUAUACAACGACGUGCCCGACGCUCGCUCCAAUGCAUUUGCCAACCUCGCCAUCCCCACCGCUCUGGUACGAUGGCUAGAGUCGCCUUCUGCUCUGGAAAAGGAGGUCGGCCGGAGACACUCAGAGGUCUUCCAGGACGCACUGCCUGCUCUUGAGAGAAAGCGACCGAAGCUUGAGAUCAAGGACGCCACACAGGCGCUGGAGAAUGGCACUACCCUGCUCUGGCGCUCUCUCAAGUCGACGUCUUCCAUCGAAAAGGACGUGCCUCUCAUCGAGUUGAAUGGCGAGAUUGGCUUCCAGAAGGAUUACUGUGCAGACAGUGAUAACCUCUGGGCUGAUCUCUCAUCGCCCCUCCCUUUUGUCUUUUUCCAUCCUAUUCUCCCACUUUACAUCGACACCCGUAAAGAAGGCUCCUUGGCCCGCUAUGUUCGGAGAAGUUGCAAGCCCAACGCUCAACUGGACACCUUCCUCAUCAACAAGUCGGACUACCACUUCUGGCUCGUCAGCGACCGAUACAUCCCACCCAGCGAGCAGAUUACUCUACCGUGGGACUUUCGUCUAGAAAAGAGCGUCUCUCAGCGCUGGCUACAUCUGCUGGGCCUCAGCGAUGAUGAUGGCGCAGCGCAAGAUGAGUUUGAACUCGACGAGUCAGAGUAUACAGCCAUCUCCAACUGGAUCGACCGGAUAUUGUCAGAAUAUGGGGGUUGCGCGUGUGAUCAGGAUAAUAACUGCGCCUUCGCACGAUUCCAUCGACACUAUCUAUACGGCAAGAGCCAGUCCCGCGGCAACAAGAAGAGAUCACGCAAGACAAAGGCCCACACCAUCUCACCAAGCAGCACCGGUCAUGCCACAAAUAGUCGUGCUGCCAGUGAAGGCCAUGUCGAUGAGCACGCUGAGCGUGAGGGCCGAGAUGGGUCGGUCCCGGCACGGAGCAAGCCCUCUAGCAGGGAUCGAACUCCGCUGCGCCAGGGCUCUUUUGAUCAAUUAGGGAUAUUGACCGAACCUACAGAUCGUGACAAGCGCAAGGUGGCCAUGGUGGAAGACUCCUUCCGCCGUAUGGAACAAGAGCAGCAGCAACCACCGAGGAAGAAGAAGAGGGUAUCAGACACUACAACAGCCUCGACGUCUUCCAAAUCAAAAUCCAGAACCGGCUCAACCCCUCACAUUGGCAGCUAUGCUGAUGCAAGCACCACCUCCCGAAGCAAAUCCGGUUCGCCUGCUAGCUCAAGAUCACCAAAUCUUGGAACCUCUUCUAAAUCUACUGCAGUCCGCCAGGGCUCAGCAGACAUACGAGCCAGGCAAUCAUCCGCAUCGCCACGACCCGUCUACUGCGACAUGGGCAUUCAGACGGAUCCCGUAGACGACGAGUGGUUUAGUCAGCCGCAAGAACUCCCCUGUCGCAAGAAGCGAAUCAUUUCACUUUCUCAGCGACUCCUCAACAACAGGUACAGAGCGCGCGCUGAAGAGGACCGCAAGCGAACAUCAUCCAUCUCAGACUCGCGGCCAUCAACGGCUGACGCCAUGGACGUUGAUGCCGGAGAGACUGAGCAGAAAUUGGACCCACCAAAAGCCGAAGAGGAAACUCAGCCGCCUCCGUCUCCUCCCCCAACUCAAGAUGUAGAAGACGCGGAAGUGCACGAUGCGCCCCCUCUACCUGCCCCUGAAGAAGCACCAGCAGCUCCUCCGGGUGAAGCGGAGUCUACCCCAGAGAAGCCAAAGGCACCUGAGCUUAAAGUUCAAAUGCCCACCUUGCCCGCACUCGAUGCCACUGCUUCAACUACGACCACGCCACUAUCGGCAAGCAGCUCUGCUGUGCAAUCAGUAAUCAUCUCUAGCAUCAACGCAACCGUCAACGGAGCCAUUGCAACUUCAAGUCCAAUCAAGAAGAAGCUGAGCCUUAGCGAUUACACCAAGAGCAGGAUGAACAAGGCCGCAGUGAAGCCCUCAUUGAGCCUCAUUUCUACAAAGCCUAGCCCUUCAGAGGCAGAUGAGAUCAAGCUGGAGAAUGUAGAGUCUGCAACUAUGGAGAAAGUCGAAGGCGCAGUGGUUACACCUACAGCGACAGCCGCCGCCACUACAAACGGUCACCCAUGA